Messenger RNA from Boleophthalmus pectinirostris (great blue-spotted mudskipper), 1712 nucleotides. It is a transcript of the gene snip1, whose product is annotated as Smad nuclear interacting protein. Gene Ontology annotation, molecular function: mRNA binding; protein binding. Bases 126 to 1289 code for a protein of 387 amino acids. NCBI's taxonomy places the organism in Eukaryota, Metazoa, Chordata, Actinopteri, Gobiiformes, Gobiidae. Gene Ontology annotation, biological process: miRNA processing. Gene Ontology annotation, cellular component: nucleus. The record is from RefSeq and is a predicted model, not a curated record. The transcript is spliced from 4 exons.
CGGAUGACAUUAUUUGCGUACCACAGGAAACACGUGAUCUGAGCAACAGUGGAAGUUUGAUACGAUUUUGUUUUGUUAUUCUGAGAAGAGUUUCUUUCUUUUUUGGGGCAAUGAAUGUUUAAUUUAUGUCGACCGAAUCUUUAACAAUGAGCAAAGAAAAGCGACACAAGAGGAGGGAGUCUCCUGAGCGGGAAACUAAAGUCAGAAUAAAGCAGGAAAGAGUGAGUCCUGUUAGGCCACAGAGAACACGCCGCUCCCGCUCCAGGUCCAGCGGCAGCGCCAGUCCACCGAGGAGAAGAACCAGCAGAUCGCCUGUGAGGACGAAGGAGAGACGCCAAGCUUCUCCCGCCGCUCGCAGCAGGUCUCCCAGACACAGAAGAAGCCGCAGUCCACACCGCGGUGCCGAGCUCACGAUCAAACGCGAACGAGAUGUACACCGGAGUGGUGAUGAGAGGAGGAGAAGAAAUGACCCUGUGGAGGAAAGAAGGAGCAAAUGGGAAACAGACAGGUCUCGUGAAAGAGGAAGGGACGGAGACAGGUCACGAGACAGAGAGAGGUCAAGUGACCGAAACCGUGGCAGAGAGAGGAGGGGGGACAGAGAUGCAUUUGCCUCUCAGCAAGCCGAGCGGCAACAGCAUGACGAGCGGCGGAGGGAACAUCGUCAAAGACGUGAGGAAAACCAAGAACAUGAGUUUGGACAAACUGAGGAAAGCAAUGAGAGCUCAGCGCCUCCUGCUGACAAAGAGAAGCCAAACUUUGAGCUGUCUGGAGCUCUCACAGAAGACACAAACACAUUCAGAGGAGUGGUCAUCAAAUAUAAUGAACCACCAGAAGCUCGUAUUCCCAAGAGGAGAUGGAGGCUGUACCCAUUUAAGAAUGAUGAGCCCCUCCCGGUCAUGUACAUUCACAGACAGAGUGCCUAUCUGAUGGGACGAAUGAGAAGAAUAGCUGAUAUUCCUAUUGACCACCCAUCCUGCUCAAAGCAGCAUGCAGUUUUUCAGUAUAGACUGGUGGAGUACACUCGGGCAGAUGGCACGCAUGGGCGCAGGGUGAGACCUUACAUCAUUGACUUGGGCUCUGGCAACGGUACGUACCUGAACAAUCAGCGCAUCGAGCCCCAGCGCUACUACGAGCUCAAAGAGAAAGACGUACUCAAGUUUGGCUUCAGCAGCAGAGAGUACGUCCUGCUGCACGAGUUCUCCGACACCAGCGAAGUGGACGCUCAGCAGCGCGAGGAGGAGGAUGAAGACGAGGGGGUUGAUGAGGCAGCCCAAGAACCAAAUGAGUGAUACUCUGAACUUUCUCACUGAAUGUGGGAUUACAUAAUGGCUGGUUAGUAUGUUCUAUAAUAGCCUAACCUGCCACAGUUGUCUCAAAGAAGACUUCUACUUCUCAGGUUGUGUAGUCUGAGUAGUCACAGUAGAUUACAUUUGGUGCCACAUAAAUCAAAGUGUAUAUUUUUGGACCUUGGCACUGCUGUACAACAGACUGGAAAUAAUUACUGUUCAUUCUCAUUUGUACAUAUGGACUGUAACCCUUACUGUCACACUUUACAUAACAAAUGUUGCUUUUUUUGCAUUGUAAUGUCAAAGUUGUUGGAUCUGUCCCUUCACAGUGGAGUGAGUAUUUAAGACUUCCUCUUUUAUUUUGGUCCACUUGGGCAUUGUAAAUCAGAUUUUUUGUACUAUAAAUAAACCAGUGGAACAUUUUAA